CGGACCUGGAGGCGGGGACGGGAUUUCCUGGCGAAGAGGAAGAGGGGUGAGGCUGGCGCGGGCCGGCGGUGGUAGCGGUGCCGGGGCUGCCGUUGCUAUGGCCGCUGCCGCCACUGCCACGUCUCCAGCUGAUAAGGAGAGAUAUAUCUGCAUUUAUCCAGCGUAUUUGAACAACAAGAAGACAAUAGCAGAAGGAAGAAGGAUACCUAUAGACAAAGCUGUUGAAAAUCCCACCUCUACAGAAAUCCAAGAUGUAUGUGCAGCAGUUGGAUUCAAUGUGCUGUUAGAGAAAAAUAAGAUGUAUCCUAGAGAGUGGAACAGAGAUGUGCAGUACAGAGGUAGAGUACGAAUCCAGCUCAAACAAGAUGAUGGCAACCCAUGUUUACCUCAGUUUCCAACCCGUAAAUCAGUGAUGCUAUAUGCUGCAGAAACCAUUCCCAAACUGAAAACAAGAACCCAAAAGAUGGGAGGUAGUGAUCAAAGCCUUCAGCAAGGAGAGGGAGGCAAGAAAGGUAAAGGGAAGAAAAAGAAAUGAGCUCACAUCUGGAAUAAUUGUUACUUCACAUAGUUAUACUUGCAACAAAUGUGGAUGGACACAUUACUUGCUGCAACUUUGAAGUGAAAGAUACAAGCAAGAAAUGAAAGAUGAAGCUGAAUAGAACUGUCUGCUUUUCUCAGAACUGGAAUGCAUGUAGCUGCCUCACAUCUGUAACAAUAAAUCUGUCUUCACACACGACCUGCAAGUUUGAAGCUAGCACCCACUUCUAAAAGUGGAAGAACAUAAGCAAAUGGGGUGGGUGGGAGAAUUACUCUUUCCAGAAGAAAUAUGCAGCUUUUGAUAAAUAAAUAAAUAUUCUUAUGCAGACUAGAUAUCUGAAAACUGGUUGCCUUAGUAAGCCAUCUAUCGAUGCUAGUGAAGUGAUUGUCUUAAUUCUGGAGGGUCUUUAUCACUAACAGAAAAAUGUAAAUCAGUGAAGUUAUGGCUCUAAACUCUUGCUGAUAAUCUUUCACCACUGUCAAGUGUACUAAUAAAGGUGACAUGGUAAUUUUUAAAAAAAUCAUGAAA
Molecule: messenger RNA, 1066 nt
Organism: Falco peregrinus (peregrine falcon)
Lineage: Eukaryota; Metazoa; Chordata; Aves; Falconiformes; Falconidae
Gene: SRP19
Product: signal recognition particle 19
Exons: 5
Coding region: 98-535 (145 amino acids)
Biological process (GO): SRP-dependent cotranslational protein targeting to membrane, signal sequence recognition; SRP-dependent cotranslational protein targeting to membrane
Cellular component (GO): signal recognition particle, endoplasmic reticulum targeting
Molecular function (GO): 7S RNA binding
Source: RefSeq, a predicted model, not a curated record